Nylanderia fulva is the source of this 1924-nucleotide messenger RNA. Its product is annotated as CLIP domain-containing serine protease HP8-like. The record is from RefSeq and is a predicted model, not a curated record. Gene Ontology annotation, biological process: proteolysis. Lineage: Eukaryota; Metazoa; Arthropoda; Insecta; Hymenoptera; Formicidae. Gene Ontology annotation, molecular function: serine-type endopeptidase activity.
AAUUAGAAAUCAUAUGUUGGACAAAUCGACAAAUUCGUGAAGAAGUGUAAUUCAGACUUGAGGAUUCUCUACAAAAAGCAAAUUUUGUACGUUUCGAGCAAAAAUGUUGAACGUAAAAAUCGCAGGUGCAUCCGUGAAAUGCGUUUUUAAAAGUGACACGCCUAUAACAGUUCAUGAAUUGUCUCAAUUAGUCGAAAAACAAACGGGGCUUUUGUGUGAUCAGUAUUACAUUGAAUAUAAUGGCCGACUUAUGCAAAAGGACGAUAUCUGCUCAAAUGGCUACGCAACUGUCGUCCCAAGACUGUUGGGUGGCAAAGGUGGUUUCGGUUCCAUGUUACGGGCGAUAGGUGCACAGAUAGAGAAAACCACGAAUCGCGAAGCUUGCAGAGACCUGAGCGGUCGUAGAUUGCGCGACAUAAACGAGGAGAAGAGACUGAAGGCUUGGAUCGAGAAGCAGACCAAGAGACACGAUGAGGCAGAGGAGCGCAAAAAGAAGAAGCUUGAGAAACUGUGCGCUGAACCGAGACACGAGUUCAGAGAUCAGCGUUAUGAACAGGAGAGAGCUGACUUACCUGAGAAAGUCGAAGAUGCGGUCGAGGAAGGUUUCAAAGCUGCUACCAUGUCAAGUGUUAAGAGGAAAUUGAAAGGAGAUGAUCAACCAAAUAAACGCAAGACUAUACUGGAUUUCGAGAUUGAUUCCGAUGAAUUUGAGGAUACUUCAGAAGAUGACAAUGACAGUGAUGGAAAUAACACAUCGGUAACAAAAGAUAAAGCAGAGCAACAAACACUGUCGAUUGACAGUGGAAAUUCCAGUGACAAUGCUUCAAAAAUCAGUGAAAGCACCGAGAAAGUGGGAAGCGAACAUUCCGAGUCAUCGACUGAUAAUGAGAGCAAUGAUAAAGUCUCAAGUAAUGAGUCAGUGGAUGCAAAAUCCGAUGUGACUAAACAUCCCAGCUGGUCGUUACUGGAGCACAGGAAGUGCGGCAUCUCCAACAGCGAUCGUAUUAUCGGUGGUAAAAAUGCCAGCCUAGGCGCGUAUCCUUGGAUCGCGAGAAUAGGAUAUGGCAAUCCUGGUGCCCCCGAUUUGAGCUACAGAUGCGGCGGCACCUUGAUCAAUAAGCUACACGUUAUCACUGCAGCUCACUGCGUGAUGAAUCUGCCUGAAAAUUUCAAAGUCGGUGGAGUUCGUUUGGGCGAGCACAACACCCUGACUGACAUCGAUUGUGAACGCGAAUUUUGCGCGGAGCCGGUGCAAGAUUUCUCACCGAAAUUGAUCAUCAUUCACAAAGAUUAUAAUAAGCCCGUAUUCAAGAAUGAUAUAGCUUUAAUACGAUUGGAUCACCCGGCAGUUUACAACGAAUUCGUGAUGCCGAUAUGUAUGUUGUACGGUGAACUUCUGGUGAAAAACUUUGCUGGCGAAACGGCAGAAGUCGCCGGUUGGGGGAUAUACGAUAUCAACGACCCGCAGCCCAGCACGAUCCUGCAGACGCUCAAGGUGCCGGUCGUCGAAAUGGACAAGUGUUUGCAAUCAGUAUUAGGCAACUUCGCUGAGAUGUCGGAGCAGAACCAGAUGUGCGUAGGCGGUAUCAUAGGCGAGGAUUCUUGCGGUGGUGACAGCGGAGGACCCUUAAUGAAGGUGCUAAGCCAUGACGGACCUAGGUACUACUUGAUCGGCAUCGUUUCCUUUGGUGCGAAGGCCUGCGGCGCCUCCAGGACACCCGCCAUCUACAGCAAGGUCGCUGCGUAUACCACAUGGAUUCUGGAUCACAUUCAGCCGUGAAAGAGCUCAGACGGGAUCGUUCGAGUCGUCCUAAUUACAGUGAAAACAAAAUUCGAAGUUAGUUCGUUUGGCAAGUUUUUCAUUUCAUUGAUAAAAAUGAAAGAAUUUCCUAUUUAGAAUAAUUUUAUUUAGGAUCGUCGCGAC